AUGCAACAGAAUCAACAAGAUGCUCAAGGACAGAUUCAGCAGAUGCAGCAGGGCCAGGUGUUGAUGCAACAGCAGAUCGAGGCUGCCAUUCAACAGAGUCAUCAGGAAGUGUUGAAUUUGUCGCAAGCGUUACAAGGUAUGCACCAGCAGAUGCAACAACAGACAGCGGCGCAGGUGCUCUCGAAGCCAAGCACCUAUGAUCCUGUCAAGAGUCCUGGGUAUGCAGCAUUCAACGAUUGGAGUGACCAUGUGAUCACCUGCGUUGAUGCUCAGAUUCCAGGGACUUGGGAGUUGCUUGAACACAUCAAGGACACACAACCAGCAGCACAAGUUUCGAUUGAUGAUUUGUCAUUGCAUUUUCCCAACAUUGACAGGGCAACAUUGGAGUAUUUAAAUUCCACUUUGUAUGCGGUGUUGAUCACGUUUACAGUUGGUGAGGCUCGCAACAUUGUCAGGCAGGCAAGACGGCCAAAUGGGUAUGAGGCUUGGAAGUUGUUACAAAGGCGCUUCAAUCCAGUCACCAUUGGUCGGCAGAGAGCAGGGUUGACUACGAUUGCAAACCCACCAGCAAAUGUUCCUUUGGCACAGUUGGCAGGAGAGAUUGUGUCGUGGGAGACAAAGAUUACCGAGUUUGAAGCAAGGCCGCACGCAGAGAAGAUCAGUGAGGCGAUCAAGAUGGCCGCAGUAGUUUCCAUGUGUCCCAAUCGACUGAGGGAACAUCUUCAGUUGAAUGCACAGAGGUAUACAACCUACAUGGAGCUGCGGGAGGAGAUUUUCACUUACAUUGAGCACACUCAGUCGUUGACCGCCACCAGCAUGGACAUUGGUUCGUUGCAGUCGAAAGGCAGCCGACGGGGAGCAGUGCCCCGGCGGAUCCGCAGGCGUAAGGCCCGCUAUGAGUUGCAUGCGUUGGAUGAGGAGCCGCAAGAGUUGAGAGAUUCAGGUUCCCAUCUUGAAUUCGAUGAUGGUGUGCGCGAUCGCAGUGACCUAUAUCAAGGCCACACUAGAGUUCCCGAGUUGCCACUUCCGGAACACUAUGAGCAGUAUGAGCCGAGUGAAGGAGACUUGGACGUUGUGGCAUCUCAUGCAAGAGAUUUAGAAGAUGAGGUCCAGGAGGCUACUUCAAAGAGAUUGGCGCUCCGCGUUCCCAUUGGACCUACGGAGGAGGAGAAGCGUGAACAUAUGAUCAGCCACAUUCCAUACAGGAGCUGGUGUGCAGAUUGCAUCAGAGGCAAGGGUUUGGCUGGGGCGCAUCGCAAGCAGAGACUGGGCCAGGAUGCCAAAGAGCAACGGAGACCUUUGAUAGCCUUAGAUUUUGAAAAGGAACAGAGUUUGCCCAUUUGUCCAUGGUGGAAGAACAGACCGGAUGCUACCAAAGGUGAGUCGCAGAGCAAUGGACUCAUUGAGAGUUACAUUGGAAAGAUUGAGGUUGAGUUGCCGGCAUUGGACUUAGAGGCUGCGGAGGCGACGCAGGAGAAAGAGGUGAAAAGAAAGAAGAGUUACGAGCCCCGAGGCAUUUACAUCCUUCGGGACAUUGAACUUGAAGAGUAUGGAUACACUCCAGGUUGUGAUGGUUGUGAAGCAGCUAAACUUGGAUUGAGUCACAAACAACAUUCUUCAGCUUGCAAACAAAGGAUCAGGGAAGCCAUGUUGCAGACUGAGGAGGGUCGUGACAAAGUGGAGCGCAUGGAGCGUCGCGCAGAGCGUUUCAUGGUCAAGUUCAAGGAGCAACAAAAUGAGGCAGAAGCUCGAAAGAGGAAACUGUCUAUGGAUGAACCACCAGAGGCAAAAGUUCCAAAAGGGGCUGACGGUGCACUGGUGGAGGAAGUGUCAGGUCAGGAGGGCAUUCCUGACAUAGAGUUCAUCGAGGAGCCGCCUGGAACAGCAGUUGGCUUACUUGAAGAUGAAGGCAUGGGAGAAGAGCAUGGCGUGGAGGAGCAAGCUCAGGGCUUGAAUCAGAGAUUUGCAGAUACAUGGGGCAACGUGCAGAAGCUGGCGGAGGCAAAGGAGCAUCUAGCAUUUUGCUGUGAGCUCUACCGGAAGCAGAUGAGCAGGAAGAAAUAUUUCUUGCGUGAACAUCCUUUUCUUGCAACCUCUUGGAAUGAAGAUCCGAUGCACCGGCUGCUUGAAGAGCUUGACACAGUUUACAAGGUUCGUGGGGACAUGUGUCAGUUUGGUAUGCAGGCAGAGGAUGAGCAUGGGACUGGGGCUGUGAAGAAACCAUCCGGCUUCACGACGAAUUCAGAAUGUAUUGCAGAGCAGUUGAAUGUUCUUUGCAAGAAUGUGAACAAUGAACUCAAGGUUUGGAAGCGAGUUGGUUUCAAUGCAAACAAGUUGCAAUCAUUGAAGAAAGGUGGACCUGCGUGGAAACAAGUUGUGAGAAGAGUGACAAUGGAUCUCAACACAAAUGAAGUGCUUCAAGACCUUCAGGAUUUUCAGCAAGCCACUCGUUGGCAGUUGCAUGGACAGCCACAUGACAUUGCUACAACUUUCUACUACAAGGAUGACAACAGUCAGUGGCAUCGGCGUGUGCAACUCAUUGGUGGCAAAGCAAAGCAGGCAGAGAUCUAUCCAGAUGGCCUCUUGCAACGUAUCUUGAAAGGAUUGAAGCGACAGAUGCAGAAGAAGUCACCGCUCAGUUCCUUAGUGUUUGGACCCGUGAACGAAGAACCAUAUUUUGACCAGACAGUGUUGGACCAAGAGGACUGGACAACAUUCAUUGAUGAAGUUUCGGGCAAAGCACUUGAAACGAGCAAGGUGAGGGCAGCUCGUGCGGAAGAGAUAGACUAUGCCACUCGCUACAAUGUCUGGAGAUUGGUACCAACACAAGAGGCAUGGGAUGUGACUGGGGCUGGACCCAUCGGAUCCCGUUGGAUUGAUAUAAACAAAGGCGACGCUGAACAUCCAAACUAUCGAAGCAGGUUGGUCAUUCAAGAGGUGAGACACAGUGGCGUUGAAGCAAUUUUUGCAGCUACACCACCCUUGGAAUCGAUCAGAGUUUUGUUGUCACUUCAACGUUCAGGCAAGCAAGGUUACAAAGUGAUGUUUACAGACAUUAGAAGAGCACAUUGGACUGCCAAGAUUGAGAGAACAGUCUAUGUCCGACUUCCACCCGAAGCUGCAGAAGAAGGCUACUGUGGUCGUUUGAACAAGGCCAUGUAUGGGUGCAGAGACGCAGCUCGACAGUGGGAGAUUGAAAUCACAGACUUCUUCACAAGUCAAGGCUUUACCCCAGGGUUGGGGAGUCCAGUGUUGUAUUUUCACAGUGUUCGCGACAUCAAGAUUUCAGUUCAUGGGGACGACGUUACUUCAUUGGGUCGCAAGGAUGAUCUUCUUUGGUUAGAAGCAAUUGUUGACAAGAUAUGA
This is a messenger RNA of Durusdinium trenchii, 3366 nucleotides long. NCBI's taxonomy places the organism in Eukaryota, Dinophyceae, Suessiales, Symbiodiniaceae. The record is from the annotation of a GenBank genome assembly.